This is a messenger RNA of Juglans microcarpa x Juglans regia, 717 nucleotides long. RefSeq lists its product as uncharacterized. The transcript is spliced from 2 exons. The record is from RefSeq and is a predicted model, not a curated record. The coding region runs from base 1 to 717 and encodes 238 amino acids. Lineage: Eukaryota; Viridiplantae; Streptophyta; Magnoliopsida; Fagales; Juglandaceae.
AUGGAAGAAAAGGAGGUAGUCAUCCCCGCUCGGCUUACUCUUUCUCAUGUUUCCAUAAAUCCCGUUAGAAACCAAAAAUCAUUUCCACCAUUCUCUGAUCUCUCCCUCCGAAUCUCAUUCAUACCUAGCACCACCUACUCACUAAUCAUCAGAUGGGAGCUUGAUCCCAGUGGCAUCGACGAAGCUCAGAUUGUUAAGCUUGGGGAGGUUGCAGUCUCCACUGGAGAGGAGGACGAAGAUCCCAUCCUGGAUCUGAGAGCACCUACUUCUCUAUCUCUCGGAACAUCUCCAUCGUCGUUGUUUUCAAUCACUACGAGUGCUUCAACUCCGGUUGCUACUAGCAGUAGUAGUACGACUACACAAAGUUCCUUCUCUGUGUCUGGUUUAGGAGUAAGUUCUUCUUCGACGACGGGCAGUGCUUCAACAACAGCUCUUGCCAGAUCUGUUGCUUCUUCCAGCGGCAUGGGAUCUUUCACAAGUUUUGGUGUUACGAGAGCAACUGCUACUUCAUUGGGGCUUCCUGGUUUUUCAUUUAGUAAACAAUUAAUGCCUGCUUCAUCCUCACAAGCACAUUUGACAACUGUCGUGCCUCCUUUUGGUGUCUCUUCAACUUCUGCAGCUCAUACAUCAUCUCUUGUGUAUGGAGACAGCAAGAAACUCGAGGGGAGUAGGGGACUUGCUGAGAAAGCAGCUACAAAAUCCCGUGUAUAUAGGUAA